Messenger RNA from Ahaetulla prasina, 729 nucleotides. RefSeq names its product NADH:ubiquinone oxidoreductase subunit A11 (gene NDUFA11). Bases 77 to 487 code for a protein of 136 amino acids. Lineage: Eukaryota; Metazoa; Chordata; Lepidosauria; Squamata; Colubridae. The record is from RefSeq and is a predicted model, not a curated record. Gene Ontology annotation, biological process: mitochondrial respiratory chain complex I assembly. The transcript is spliced from 4 exons.
CGCGAGAUCAGGUCCAGGGUAGUGUCCUUGGUGAAAUCUCGUGAUAGUUGCGCCCGUCGCCGCGGUCGGUGUCAACAUGAACGGCUACGGGGAGAUUCUGGACGGCACCGACUGUUUCCGUAAGACCUGGCUUGCGGGGCGCCUCGGGGCCCUUACCGGUCUCAUCGGUUCAACUUACCAUGUAAUUCUGUACUCACCAGAAACAUACCUAGAAGGACUUACGAGAGUAGCCAAAUCUACUGUCACUAUGGCCACUCUAGGGGCAGUUUUUGGGGCAACAUCUUGCAUCAGUGCUGACCUUCGAGAUGCUCCAGACGACCCACUGAACUACUUUAUUGGAGGAUGUGCAUCGGGGAUGAUAAUAGGAGCCAAAACUAAGAAUUUUCUUAUCGGCACUUCAUCUUGCCUUGGUCUUGGUGCGUUGGGAGCUUUUGUCAAGUUUAGCAGACAGAGAGGCUGGACAUUUUUGUACUAUCCUCAAAAAUAACUUGGACUUUCUAAUUCUAAAAGCAGAUGUCCUUUUCUGUCUUCUUUUAUCAUAUAUAGAAGCAUUGUCGUAUGUACAGUUGCUAGUCACUGAUUGAAGCUCAUGGGGCUUCCAAAUGAUAUAUAAAUAUUUAGUAAUAAUUGAAGGAUGUCGAAAUAACUUGUACAUAUGAUGAAGUGUUGAUGUCACUGAACUGCCUGUUCUGAGAGGAACUUACACCCAAAUAAAUAAUUAUGCUUGGA